AUGGCUGACACCGAGAGGCCACUCAUUGUGGGCGCGGAUGCAGGCCCAGAGGCGCCUUUCCCCCUGCGCAUGGAGGGGAAGGUCAUCUCGGGCUUCGGCCGAGGUUCCAAAGAGCUGGGCAUCCCAACCGCCAACCUGCCCGUCGACUCAGGCAUCACGCCCUGGAUCGCCGACAUCAAGAGCGGCGUCUACUUCGGGUGGGCGGCGCUCUCCCUGCCCGCGACGCACCCGGACCACACCAAGGGCGCGGGCGCGGGCUCGGACGCCCCAGAGACGAGCGUCUCGCUCUUCCCCAUGGUCAUGUCCAUCGGCUACAACCCCUUCUACCAGAACACGGUGCGCAGCGCCGAGGUGCACGUGCUGCACGCCUUCGGCGCCGACUUCUACGACGUCGAGAUGCGCCUGCUGAUCCUCGGCUACAUCCGCGACGAGCGCAGCUACCCCUCGCUCGAGGCGCUCAUCAAGGACAUCAACUUCGACUGCGACGUCGGCCGCAGGAGCCUCGAGAGGGACGCCUGGAAGCCCAAGGAGCUGGGCGGCUCGCUGGACGGCUCGUGGCUGACGAGAUGA
Molecule: messenger RNA, 570 nt
Organism: Phaeoacremonium minimum UCRPA7
Lineage: Eukaryota; Fungi; Ascomycota; Sordariomycetes; Togniniales; Togniniaceae
Product: putative riboflavin kinase protein
Exons: 2
Coding region: 1-570 (189 amino acids)
Biological process (GO): FMN biosynthetic process; riboflavin biosynthetic process
Cellular component (GO): mitochondrion
Molecular function (GO): riboflavin kinase activity
Source: RefSeq, a predicted model, not a curated record